AUGGCCAUCAUUCGUUCAGCUGGCGUUUUAAAUUCUCAUCAUCCGGGUGUUGUUCUCGGACAAAGUAAAGCAUUUGCAGUGAUGGCUAUUUUGAUGAUGUGUUUCAUUGCAAUCGUUAGUGUGGAAGCUAAGAAGGAAGUGAUUGGACAAACAAGAAAGAAUCCUGUAAAGUUUGAUGGACCUGUGGUCGGUAUCGAUCUUGGAACGACCUUCUCUGUGGUUGCUAUUUACAGAGGCGAUAAAGUUGAAGUGAUCCCUAAUGAUCAAGGUAACAGAAUUACUCCUAGUGUUCUCUCAUUUGAUGAAGCAUCUGGUCAAAAACUUGUGGGUGAUGCUGCAAAGAACAAUGCUGUUCAAAAUCCACAAAAUACUUUCUAUGAUGUCAAGAGAUUGAUUGGUCGUCGUUAUGGUGAAGUUUUGAACAAGGAUGCCAAGCUCUUGUCUUAUGGUUUGGUGAAUAGAAAUGGACGUGUCUAUGUUGAUGUUCAAGGAAAACCAACAUCUCCUGAAGAAAUUAGUGCUCAAGUUUUGGUGAAAAUGAAGCAAAUUGCUGAAAAGUAUUUGGGUGAACCUGUCAAACACGCUGUUAUUACUGUUCCUGCCUAUUUCAAUGACCAACAACGUCAAGCAACCAAGGAUGCUGGUCGUAUUGCUGGUUUAAAUGUUGUUCGUAUUGUCAACGAGCCUACUGCUGCUGCUAUGGCCUAUGGUUUGUACAAGAAGAAGGAGGAGAAUGUUCUUGUCUUUGACUUGGGUGGUGGUACUUUUGAUGUUUCUCUCUUGACUAUUGAUCGUGGUGUUUUUGAAGUUAUUGCUACUAAUGGUGACACUCACUUGGGAGGUGAAGACUUUGACCACAGAACUGUUGAUUUAUUGAUUAGCUUGUUCACAAAGAAGCAUCCAGAAGUUCAACCUGAUCGAUUGAGAAAAGAUUUGAGAGCCUUCCAAAGAUUGAAGCGUGUUGCUGAAGAGGCUAAGAGAACUCUUUCAUCUGAAACUAGUACUAAGGUAGAAUUGGACAAUUUGAUUGAUGGUAUUGAUUUGUCUCUUACUUUGACGAGAGCUCAAUUCGAAAAUGCUAAUAAGGACUUAUUCAAGAAGACUUUGAUUCCUGUUCAACGUGUAUUGAAGGAUGCUAAUUUGGAAAAGAAGGAUGUUGAUGAAGUAGUAUUGGUUGGUGGUUCUACAAGAAUUCCAUACAUUCGUCAACAAUUGUCUGAAUUCUUUGAAGGAAAGAAGCUCAACUUUGAUGUUAAUCCUGAUGAAGCUAUUGCUGUUGGUGCUGCUGUUCAAGCUGCAGUGUUGGCUGGUACUAUUGCUGACAAGGAUAUUGUCUUGAUCGACGUUACUCCAUUGAGUUUGGGUAUUGAAACUGUUGGUGGAGUUAUGGCAACCAUUAUUCCAAGAAACACUCCAAUUCCAACUGAAAAGUCGGAUGUCUUUACCACUACUCAUGACUAUCAAACUCAAUUGUCAAUUCCAAUUUAUGAAGGUGAAAGACGUAUUACCAAGUUCAACAGAUUGCUUGGUGAAUUACAAUUGACUGAUAUUCCUCCUGCACCAAAGGGAGUUCCACAAAUUAAGGUUAUCUUCCAAUUGGAUACAGAUGGUAUUCUUAAGGUUAUUGCUGAAGAUCAAGCAACAAAGAAUAGAAAGGAAAUUGAAAUUAAGAAGGGAACAUUGACCGAUGAAGAAAUUGAGCAAAUGACAACUGAUGCUGAAAGCAAUGAACAAGAAGACAGAGAACUCACUGAAAAAGUUGAAGCCAGAAACAAGCUUGAAGCUUACAUUGGAACUUUGAGACAACAAUUAGCCACCAAGAACAUUGCUAAUCGUCUCAAGUCACAAGAUAAGAAUGCUCUCAUUGAGAAACUCCGUCAAGUUCUUCGUUGGUUGAAGCACCAAGGUGAAAGAGCAACUGUGAAAAAGGAACACUUUGUCGCUCAAUAUAGAAACUUGAGAAAGUUUGCUAGUCCAAUCUUCUCUAAGAUUUUCGGUGGUGAUCCAUUGGCUGAGGAGGAACUCUUUGGAGACGAAUUUGAUGAUGAUUUUGGAUCGGAUUCCACUGUUGCUGAUGAUGACGAUUUUGGUUUGAAGACUGACGAUGCACCAAUUAGUGAAGAUGACAAGCCAAUCAGUGAUGAUGAGAAACCAAUCAGUGAUGAAGCUCCAAAGAAGGACGAGUUGUAA
Molecule: messenger RNA, 2190 nt
Organism: Naegleria lovaniensis
Lineage: Eukaryota; Heterolobosea; Eutetramitea; Acrasida; Naegleriidae
Exons: 3
Coding region: 1-2190 (729 amino acids)
Biological process (GO): endoplasmic reticulum unfolded protein response; protein refolding; cellular response to unfolded protein
Cellular component (GO): membrane; nucleus; endoplasmic reticulum lumen
Molecular function (GO): ATP binding; ATP hydrolysis activity; ATP-dependent protein folding chaperone
Source: RefSeq, a predicted model, not a curated record